Messenger RNA from Lachancea sp. 'fantastica', 1950 nucleotides. The record is from the annotation of a GenBank genome assembly. Lineage: Eukaryota; Fungi; Ascomycota; Saccharomycetes; Saccharomycetales; Saccharomycetaceae.
AUGGAAAUAGCAAUGACCAACAAGUCAGGAGGACAUCCUGAUGGCACAAACCAUGCUGGUAUUCCAGCAAACAUGGUCUCAUCGUUUGAUCUCGAGCCAAAUCCGUUUGAGCAAAGUUUUGCGACCACCAAGAAAGCUCAUUCGUCGAAAAAUCACAACCCGGAGCAAACAGGCGCUCGCCCCGCUGACGAGCAAAAUAUGACUGGAUCGAUGAAUACAGGCGUGCUUCACGCUUUCCCUCCUUCCAAGUCCACGCUGGAGUAUCCUCAGUCUGCUCAAACGUCGAGCACGUCGGCACAUCCAAAUGUUGCUUCUCACGGACACAAUUUUGACCACACAACUACAACUGCUGUCAACCCCGCAUCGUCCAAACCAGAGCUUCAUAUGGAUCAUGGCAAGCCAGCCGAGCUCUCAACAAGGCUUCCGCCACUGUUGCUAAGCGACCCUGCGCGAUCGUCGUCGUCGAUGAUUGGUCAGCAACAUACUAGGUCGCCAGGCUCUUCUCAUAUGCUUUCGAACCAGACCCAUCAGCAUUACCAGCUGCCCCCAGCUCAAAACUCACAUUUCUCCCCUCUUCCACAGAACCUCAUGCCUCCAGGCACAACAACGCCUGGUUUUUUCCUCAAUCUUUCGAAAACGGGACUCACGCCCAACUCCUCAGGCAUGCGUCCGGGUUUGACUCCUGGAAAUAUCUCGGCGACAGAUCCAAUACACUCACAGCUUCAAGCUCAAGCUAAUAUUCAUGCACAGAAUCAAGGGAAAUUACCGCCACACCCGUCACCGUCCCUUCAAUCCCCGGCCAAUAUCGUACCACCUUUAUCUCUGCCAGCCGAACAGUUUACUCCCGGUCUUUCCUCGCUUUUGGGUAUAAGCUUGCAACAGCAGCCACAACAGCAACCGCCGCCCCAGCCGCAACAGCCGCAACAGCAGAGAUUUUCACCACAAAUAGCCAUGCAGCCGUCUCAUUGGGGGCCACUUUCAAGUCAUUUGUCUGGCAACUCGACCGCUGUAAACUCGAAUUCAUCGACAUCUUCCAAUUCCCUUUGCGUUAUACCCUCAGGCAGCAACAAAAAGACCUCUUCAUCGGUUCCGUCUGGUCGUGCAAGUUCUGAUUCUCAAUCAAGCACAAAUAUGACCAGAAUCUCUUCAACUGGUAAUACGGCUGUUCCCACUGAGUCCAUAGGUGCAACUUCAGUGAGUCCACCCCUCAGCAAAGAACCUCCCACCAAAAGGCAAAAGAAUAGAAGCAACUCUAAACUGCCUAAAACCAGCAUUGACACAUCUUUUUCUAGAGCCAAGGAUGAGCAAGAUCGUAAACGCAAAGAGUUUCUGGAGAGAAACAGAGUGGCCGCUUCCAAGUUCCGCAAGCGCAAGAAGCAGUACAUCAAGAAGGUCGAGGGCGACCUAAAGUUCUACGAAACGGAGUACGACGACUUGGGGCAGUGCAUGGACAAAUUAUGCGGUAUUUCGAAGAAUACUAUAAACUCAUCUCUGGUAGGCAUGCUCAAACAAGCUUUGUUGCAAGAUGACAUGAAAUCAUCACUAACGCUCUGCAGUCAUAUAGAGCAGGUUUUAUUACAGACUCAAUACGUGCAACGUGGAGGCGGCAAUCCGAUCCGUGAGGAAGAGGAAAGAAGGAGACUCGAAAACCCAGAUGGGGACAACUCCGAUUACGAAUUUACCAGACGCCCCUCAAUGGCCGCGGGCUCUUCAGAUGGGUAUCAUCAUGCUCAAGGACAAGACCAGCAAGAUCCUGAAAUUACCAACAGACAGGGUCUCGUACCAGAUCAAGCUACUGGUACCAUCAAUAACUUGCCUCUUAUAAUCAACGGCAACACGUUACUGAGCCUGGAAGAUGUUCAGAAAUCGUCUGAGAAACAAAACGGCGUGGACAAUGUGGACCCGCGCGUCAAGGUCGAAGCCGGUCUGCCGAGUAACAUAAUUGGUUGA